AUGAAAAUUCAUGGAGUCGGUCUAUUUCAAAAAUCCCUUGGAAUGCACGGUGAUUGGUCUUUUAAUGUAUUUCGAUUGAUUCCAAUUGAACAAGAUCUAAAUUACAAGAACAAGUAUGAUUUAAAUGAGCCUCAUUACAGAGUAAAUUUUUCUUACGCAUAUCCCUCCGAAAUUGAUAUCAAAGAAUCAGAUGGAAAUAAGGUCAUCCUACAUAAAUUAUGGGAAUUAGUUCCUCUGACUGAUCCAAAUGGUCAAGCAAAAUAUCCGUUUAUAACCUAUAAUCCAGUUAAACGAAGAAAUUGCGAGAUAUUGACCCAUCGUCUGAACAAUAAUGCAAUUGAAGAUGCUUAUGUUGUUUCUCAGGCGUUACUUAAUAAUUCUUCGGGAAAUUAUAUUUCUUGUAUCUAA
This is a messenger RNA of Funneliformis caledonium, 408 nucleotides long. The record is from the annotation of a GenBank genome assembly. NCBI's taxonomy places the organism in Eukaryota, Fungi, Glomeromycota, Glomeromycetes, Glomerales, Glomeraceae.